Messenger RNA from Wyeomyia smithii (pitcher-plant mosquito), 4587 nucleotides. Its product is annotated as probable phosphorylase b kinase regulatory subunit alpha. The record is from RefSeq and is a predicted model, not a curated record. Gene Ontology annotation, biological process: glycogen metabolic process. Gene Ontology annotation, cellular component: phosphorylase kinase complex. Bases 412 to 4101 code for a protein of 1229 amino acids. Gene Ontology annotation, molecular function: calmodulin binding. The transcript is spliced from 11 exons. NCBI's taxonomy places the organism in Eukaryota, Metazoa, Arthropoda, Insecta, Diptera, Culicidae.
UUCGCUUGCUUCUUCGCGUUAUCGUUUUCCCGUAAGUGGGCAGUGUUUUCUUCGCCGUCGCGGCCCCCCAUACAGAUGAUUGAAUUGACAUUCAAGUGACAUUCCGUGCAGUCGUCGACGUCGUUUUUUUCGUGCAACCAUUGGAAGCGACAGAAAAUCGUCCGUAGGCUAGGUUUUUACUUUUCAUUUUAUGAGUGAAAAUGUUCUGAAAGCGCACAGAAAUAGUUCGGUUGGUUGCUUAAAAUUGAUCUGCUGCGGAAGCACGUGGGUUUCCUCCAGACGAAACAGGCGUGGCGUUGAAAAAAAGGCUUUCUACUCUAGCUGCUCUACGUUGUGUCGCAAGGCAAGGAAAAGAAUCAGACCGAACUAGUUCACGCACACGGUUGAGAUUUCAGCUGGUAAUUGGCUAGGAUGAGGAGCCGCAGCAAUUCCGGUGUCCGGCUGGACUAUUACCAGCGGAUUGUGCACCGGUUGAUCAUGUCCCAUCAGCAACCUGUAACCGGAUUGUUUCCCGCUAGUUCAGAAAAUUCACAUGCCUGGGUUCGCGAUAAUGUUUAUUGUAUUUUGGCCGUUUGGGGUUUGUCGAUGGCGUACAAGAAAAUUGCCGACCAGGAUGAGGAUCGGGCCAAAGCGUACGAGCUGGAACAGUGCUGCGUGAAGUUGAUGCGCGGCUUACUGAUGGCCAUGAUGAAUCAGAAGGACAAAGUGGAGCGGUUCAAGAUUUCGCAGAACCCGCUCGACUCGCUGCAUGCGAAAUAUUCGAGCAAAAACGGUCAACCCGUGGUUGGCGAUGGCGAAUGGGGCCACUUGCAGAUUGACGCGAUCUCACUGUACUUGUUGAUUUUGGCUCAGAUGACCGCAUCUGGGUUACAGAUUGUAUUCUCCCUAGACGAGGUGUCUUUUAUACAGAAUUUAGUUUUCUACAUCGAGUCCGCUUACUGCAUUCCGGACUACGGUAUAUGGGAGAGGGGAGACAAAUCGAAUCACGGUCAGACCGAGUUAAAUGCCAGCUCGAUUGGAAUGGCGAAAGCCGCACUGGAGGCUAUGAACGAGCUGGACUUGUUUGGAGCUCGCGGAGGUUCGGGCAGUGUGAUUCACGUGUUGGCAGAUGAGGCUCACAAGUGCCAAGCUGUGUUGCAGUCAAUGCUGCCAAGAGAGUCCAACAGCAAAGAACUGGAUGCCGGAUUGCUGUCGGUAAUUGGUUUCCCUGCUUUUGCGUGUGAUGACCCGCAGCUGAUUGAAGCUACCCAAGAUGCUAUUGUUAAUCGCCUGCAAGGACGCUAUGGGUGUAAGAGAUUUCUUCGUGACGGUUAUAAAACCCCUAAUGAGGACGUUACGAGACUGUACUAUGAACCGUGGGAGCUACGUAUGUUCGAAAAUAUUGAGAGCGAGUGGCCUUUGUUCUUUUGCUACCUAAUUCUGAACAAAGCGUUUCAGAACGACAAGGAAUCUGUCAAUGAGUACUCAAACAAGUUGGAGGAAAUUUUGGUUAAGACCGAAGAGGGAAUGCGACUGGUUCCGGAGUUGUAUGCCGUCCCGGCCAAUGUUGUAAGUUCGGAGUAUCAAUUGCCGGGUUCACAGCAGCGAGACGUCGUUGGGCGUUGUCCAUUUUUGUGGGGUCAAUCAUUGUAUAUUUUGGGAAAGCUGCUACAGGAGGGCUUCCUAGCUGUUGGUGAAUUGGAUCCGCUUAAUCGUCGUUUGGGAGCCCAGAAGAAACCCGAUGUGGUUGUGCAGGUAGUGAUUCUGGCUGAAGACAACGACAUUCGUGACAAACUCGCAGAACACGGCAUUCAUGUUCAGACCAUCGCAGAUGUGGCUCCAAUAGAGGUACAACCGGCUCGUGUUCUAAGCCAUCUGUACACUUAUCUUGGUCGAAACAAGAAGCUUGGCCUCAGCGGUCGUAAAUCCCGUGACGUCGGUAUUCUCAGUACCAGCAAGCUGUACUCUCUGAAAGAUCGCAUCUUCGCCUUCACACCUCAGAUCUUUGACUAUGACGAAUACUACACGUCCCGCGAUCCGGCCUUGCUGGUCAGCAAUUUCAUGGACGUUCUUGCGUUCCUCAGCAUUAGCUGGCACCAUCUGUUGGGUCGGCCAACGAUCACACUGACCGCCAAUCAUUGGCUCAUAGACAACAACAAAGUGCCUCUGGCAAUGAUGCAAACGAUGAAGAAGCUUAAGUCCGGCUACAUCAACGGCACCCGAGUGAUCCUGGGCAAUUUGGGUGAUUUCAUCAAUACCUCGGCCAUCACUGACCUGAGUUUCCUUGGUAGCCAGGAGGAUGGUUAUCCAGAUAAGUUGAACCCCUCGGUACAAUCCUAUCUGGAGGAACAUUUAUUGCGGUCAUUCAGCCACCGCACUUCUACCACCUCCAUACGGUCGUCUGGAUUGCGCCCGAGAAACUUGCGCCGUCGGAUGUCGGUCAAGGGCGCCAUCAAGAAGACACGCUCCAUUAAUGUGGAUUCGGAAACCCUUGGCAUGGAGGGCAGCGUAACCGAGCGCCGUUUGUCUCACUCGAUUACUCCCCAGUGGUUGGAGCCUAAUCAGGAUGGAACCGUGCAAACUUCGCGGGAUACUUCACCGAAUCAAGUUGGUCGCUACGGAGAGCAACGGGUUUCGAUUGACGAGAACAAGAAGUUGCACAUUCAAACUUCGGCUACCUCUGCCACGCCGAAGAUUCAGGUUCAACCUCUGCCCAGACAUCGAACGGCAACAGAGACCAACUUCGAAAACACCGAGGUAGAAGAGCUUAUCGCAAUGCUGCGCGAAACGGAAAGUCUGGAAGAGCAGGGCGAUAUUUUGCAACAUUUGGUGGAUACUCAAGGAUUGGACUUCAACACCGAAGUCGUUGGCGGAGGUGCUAAUGAUGAUUCCCAAUCCCAAGGAAUGCUGGAGGAAGGUCGCGUCGUUACCGUCCGUGGGCUUCUCAAGGGUCUGUACGAGAAGGCUUGCCAGCAGAAGAUGUGGGGUCUGGUCCGUCACACUGCUGGAAUGCUGGGCAAGCGAGUUGAAGAUCUGGCCAAAGCUGUCACCGAUUUACUCGUCCGUCAGAAACAGGUCACCGUCGGAAUGCCCCCGAAUAGCGAAUACACCAUCACGGCUCCUCUGCCGGAGGCAGAGCUGCGUACUUUGAUUCACGAAGCAUACGGCGACGAUGAAAGUACGGCUAUGUUGACCCAGGAACUGCUCGUCUAUUUGGCUAUGUUUAUCCGCACGGAACCACAACUUUUCCACGAGAUGCUUCGGCUUCGCGUCGGUCUCAUCAUCCAGGUCAUGGCGAAAGAACUAUCGCGCACUCUGAACUGCGACGGUGAACAAGCAUCGGAACAUUUGCUAAAUUUGUCUCCGUUCGAGAUGAAAAAUCUACUCCAUCACAUUCUCAGCGGAAAGGAAUUCGCAGUCAACAGUGUCGCUAGAGGAAAUAUUUCUAUCGUGAGUUGCAAAUCUAGCCGCGUCAGUAAGAAGAGUCAAAUCGGACUCGGCAAGGAAAGUGAGGAAGCGGAAGCCACGGUGAUUGAUGAUCGGCAGGGUCAGUGGUUGAGACGUCGCCGGCUGGACGGUGCUUUGAACCGUGUGCCUAGGGACUUUUAUCCUAGAGUGUGGACCGUGCUGGAACGUUGCCAGGGACUUGCCAUUGAAGGGCGUGUUCUGCCGCAAAGUUUAACACAAGAAAUGACUCCAAACGAGCUUAAAUUUGCACUGGAAGUGGAAACCGCUCUCAAUACUAUUCCCCAGCCGGAAUAUCGCCAGCUUGUGGUGGAAGCCUUGAUGGUGCUAACGCUGGUUACCGAGCACAACAUCAUUGCAUCACUGGGCGACAUCAUCUACGUGGAGCAUUUGGUCCACAAGGCGAACCAAUUAUUCUUGGAGGAUCAACGCAAAAUCCAAGGCGAUGCGAUGCUAUGCUGUGCAAAAAAUAAGGACAUCCGUGAGACGACAACAACUGGAUCGUUGCUCUGCGGAGGGGCAGCCUACAUCUGUCAGCAUCUGUACGACAGUGCACCCAGUGGAAGUUUCGGAACCAUGACCUACAUUGCACGGGCCGUCGCUUCGGUGCUGGAAGAUCUGCCGAAACAUGGCGAUAUGGAUUGUACGAUCUGCUAAAGUGCACUGCUACUCUACGAUUUAUGGGGCUCAGCUCUUCUAUUUAGUGUCCGAAAUUGUGCUUAAAAUUAACCGAAAGGAACGAUAGAAUUUGUUGUAGUUUUACAUUAGAAAAAGAAAAAAUAAUCAAUUGAUAUAUAGAGGAAUAGAGUGCAACCCGCCAGAUAUAUAACAAUUUGCAUGACAGAAUUGGGUUUGUCGUUCUUUUGUCGAGGAAUAAAUGUAGGUAGUUUCGUACAGCAAGAUUUUCGUGUUCGUGCGAUUGUGAAUCCUUUUUUUUUGAGUUGCUCUUACAAUAUUUUUAUACCUGCUAAUGAAAUAUUAUAAACAAUCACAUCUCCUCUUCUACGCGUGUUAGCUACUGUUACAGAUCAACUGCUACUACACUAUUAUUGUAUUGGUAUACAAGCAAUUCUACCAACAUAUGAAACAGAUUAUAAAGACAGAAACAAUUCUCAAGAGAAUAGCAUGAACAAUAUUUAAAAA